This is a messenger RNA of Microthlaspi erraticum, 1914 nucleotides long. The record is from the annotation of a GenBank genome assembly. NCBI's taxonomy places the organism in Eukaryota, Viridiplantae, Streptophyta, Magnoliopsida, Brassicales, Brassicaceae.
AUGCAGCCGAUCUUCCAUGCGAUCCUUCAAAACGACGUUCCAGCUUUUCUGAGUCUAGUGGAAGAGAGAGAAUCACGGCUGGAGGAGAGAUGCGAGGAACAACACAGCAACACGGUGUUGCACAUGGCUGCUAAGCACGGACACAGAGAACUCGUCUCAAAGAUCAUCCAACUCCGACCAUCCCUCAUCUUUUCCCGUAACGCUUACGGUAACACUCCUUUGCAUCUCGCUGCUCUCCUUGGAGACGUUGACAUCGUUAUGAACAUGUUAGAGUUUGGUCUGGAAGCGUGUUCCGCAAGAAACAACGACAACCAAACACCCCUCCACUUAGCUUGCCGCAGCAUUUCCAUGGAGGCUGCCAGUCUCGUUGCGGAAAAGACUCGGUCAAUCGGCCUCCAUGAACUCAAGUUCGCCAUAACAAGUGGAUCCACUUGUAUUGCAGAGAUUAUACUGGAGAGAUUCCCAGAGCUAGCUAAGGAAGAAGCUUGGCCGGUCGAAGGUGGCUCGCUAUCGACGCUACUGCAUCAUGCGUGUGAUAGAGGUGACCGUGAACUAGCAAGUAUAUUGUUAGGGCUCGAUCAAGGAUUAGAAGAAGCUCUUAACACCGACGGUUUAUCACCUCUGCAUCUGGCGGUCCUCAGAGGCUCAGUUGUAAUCUUGGAGGAGUUCUUGGACAAGGCUCCCUUUUCUUUCGUCUGUCUCACGCCGUCAGAAGAAACAGUCUUUCAUCUCGCUGCACGAAACAAAACCAUCGAUGCCUUUGUUUUUAUGAGAGAGAGUGUGGGCAUGAACAUCUCUAGUCUCCAGCAGCAAACAGAUGCAAAUGGCAACACUGUCUUACAUGUUGCUGCCUCCAUGGCUUCUUGUGCUCCGCUGAUACGUUACAUUGUGGGCAAGAAGAUAGUAGAUAUCAACUAUAGGAACAAGAUGGGUUUUGCGGCUAUUCACCUUCUCCCUAAAAAAGCUAAAGACUUUGAGUUGUUAUCAACCUGGCUGAAGCUGGAUACCGAGCUGGAUUCUGAUCAGAGCAGUGAAGAAUACGUCGAUGUACCCUCUAAAGUCACCAAUCCAUACCACAAACGAUCUCUGGAACGCGUUAAGUCUUUAGAGAUCUCCGGAAGCCGUAAAGAGAAGGAGGUAACACGGUUGCUUAAGAUAAUCGAAGCGAACACAUCAGAGAUAGCACAGAUAAACCGAGGCAAGAAUGGUGCUGCGGAAAGAGGCCGUAAGAGCUUGGAACAUGAGAUGCAUAUAGAAGCACUACAAAAUGCAAGAAACACGAUUGCGAUAGUGGCAGUCUUGAUUGCUUCAGUUUCUUACGCCGGUGGAUUAAAUCCUCCGGGAGGCGUUUACGAAGCAGAGGCGGGACCAUGGAGAGGGAAGUCGAUGGUAGGCAAAACGACAGCUUUUAAAGUCUUUGCGAUAUGCAACAACAUCGCACUCUUCACGUCCUUGUGCAUCGUUAUUCUUCUCGUUAGCAUCAUACCUUACAAGAGUAAACCAUUAAAGAAACUACUGGUGGCCACGCACAGGAUGUUGUGGGUUUCUGUAGGGUGCAUGGCAACAGCUUUUGUUGCUGCAUCUUGGAUUACCAUACCGCGUUACGACGGAACAGGCUGGUUGUUUCCGGCCAUUGUCUCGGUCGCUGGUGGAUCGUUGACGGUGCUCUUUUCUUAUCUCGGAGUUGAGACCAUUGGUCAUUGGUUCAAGAAGAUGAAUCGUGUAGAAGAUCUACCGAUUUAUUUAAAAAAUACAAACCGUGUAGGAGAUAUUCCUCCCUUUGCAAGGACCAGCUCAGAUCAUCUGGCCGCCUCCACAUUAUGUAAAAGUAAGAGUGAAGGAGAUUUGCCAUGCCUUGCAAGGACUAACUCAGAUUUGGCCGUCUCCAGAAGAUCAGGCUAUUUCACCUAUUGA